Laetiporus sulphureus 93-53 is the source of this 558-nucleotide messenger RNA. RefSeq lists its product as uncharacterized. Gene Ontology annotation, cellular component: cytoplasm; nuclear exosome (RNase complex). Gene Ontology annotation, molecular function: RNA binding. The coding region runs from base 1 to 558 and encodes 185 amino acids. Gene Ontology annotation, biological process: RNA processing. Lineage: Eukaryota; Fungi; Basidiomycota; Agaricomycetes; Polyporales; Laetiporaceae. The record is from RefSeq and is a predicted model, not a curated record. The transcript has 4 exons.
AUGUCGUCCGACUUUGUCUUGCCAGGGCAGCCAAUCCCACUUCCCCGCGGGCCGGUCCCGCAGCUUGGCGGGGGAAUCUAUUCCAGAAACGGCCAAGUAUGCGCAAGCCUGGUCGGGGUACCGCGACAUGAAGGAUCUACGUUGGCGAUAUCGCGUACAAGGCCGCGCCCGCCUGCACCCAACUCAAUCGUGCUAGGGUCUGUUACGCGACUGUCGCCUCAACAGGCUGUACUCUCUAUAACGGUCGUGGAUGGAGUGCCCCUCCCACCAGGAGAAGAGUUCACUGGUGUCAUCCGCGUCCAAGAUGUCAGGGCGACAGAAAAGGAUAAGGUCAAGAUCGCUGAUUGCUUUCGCGGAGGCGACGUUGUGAAGGGACUAGUGAUCUCGCUUGGCGAUGCCCGAAGUUACUAUGUCACCACUGCUCGGAACGAUCUCGGGGUGAUAUUUGCGACAAGUGAAGCAGGUGCAACCAUGGAGCCUGUGUCCUGGCAGGAAAUGCGAUGCCCAAGAACCGGCAGGAUUGAGAAGAGAAAAUGCGCCAAGCCAGAAAAUACAUAG